Messenger RNA from Siniperca chuatsi (mandarin fish), 1743 nucleotides. Its product is annotated as oocyte zinc finger protein XlCOF22-like. Gene Ontology annotation, biological process: regulation of DNA-templated transcription. The record is from RefSeq and is a predicted model, not a curated record. Lineage: Eukaryota; Metazoa; Chordata; Actinopteri; Centrarchiformes; Sinipercidae. Gene Ontology annotation, molecular function: DNA-binding transcription factor activity, RNA polymerase II-specific; RNA polymerase II cis-regulatory region sequence-specific DNA binding. The transcript is spliced from 5 exons. The coding region runs from base 148 to 1194 and encodes 348 amino acids.
AAGCUGCAGUUUCAUAAUCUCGCGAUAGCUGCGUGGUCACUAGCCUUUCCCACACCACGUGAUGUGGGCAGACUAUUCACCGCGGCUUCAUUUCGGUGGACGUUUCGCACGCUUCAUGUGGCUGGGGUAGUGUCUGAAAGCAUCAGCAUGGAAAUGUUGAAGAUAGAGCAAGUCAUUGUUGGGAGUGAGAUGAGAUCCACCUCAGCGGAGAUCAAGUCUGAGCCCGCUGUCGCCCCUCUGCAGUCCUAUCAGCAUGAGAGCCUGCAGUGCUUUCAGUGCUUCAUCACCUUCCCAAACUCCAAAGCAAAGGAGAGACACAUGAGGAAGAGUCACCGGGACCAGUACAAACAGCAUCUGCAGCAGACUGAUACAGUCUUCACUUGCUAUAAGUGUGACAAGAGCUUCUCGUCCUCUGAGGAGCUCAGCCAGCACCAGGCCACCCACAGCAGAGAGGAGAAGCCCUUCCACUGUCCUUACUGCCGGAAAAACUUUUUCACCUUCACUGAGCUGAACAAACACAGACGACAUGAGUGCAUUGAGCGACGGUGUCCCUGCAGGGACUGUGGCGCCUUGUUCCCCAGUCCUUCACGACUUCGUAACCAUCGGAUGGCAGUGCACCCCCAGCGCCCAGUAGUGGCUGAUGACAUCAACACCUACCAAUGCUGCAAAUGUAGUCGUGGUUUCCAGACAGAAGAAGAGCUCCUGCAGCACCAGGAGAGAUUUGCUAGUGAUCUAAACUGUGACGUUAAGCCGCAAGGCAAAAAACGUGGCCGUAAACCCAAGUACGCAGCUCAAGGAGGGUUGAUUGACACCAAGAAGAUCAAACAAGAAGAGGGAGCAGGGGAAUGCAAAGGAUACAAUGACUCUACAACAGAGGGAUGCCCCUCCAAUGAGCUGCAAAUGGAGCUCAAGAUUCCUUGUCCCGAAGCAGAUUGUGACCUCAUAUUCCCUUCUGUUGCAGCCCUGCGGGCACACAAGAGAGAGCACCAUGGGCCUCCCCCUCGCAAGGCUCACACAUGUACAGAGUGUGAUGAGAGCUACUCUCGGCCUGAGCAGCUCAAAGCACACGUGGCCAGGGCUCACCGCUCUCGAUACACCUGCCCCACCUGUGGAGAGACCUUUGCACGAGAGAGCAUCCUAAAGAUCCACCAGAACACCCACACUGAGGGAGAGGAGGUAGCAGAAAAAAGAUAAUACAUGGGGAAAAGACUGCAACUUCACCCUACAUCAUUCAGUUAAAUGAUUGUCUUUCUCGCCAUAUUCUGCUUAGUGUAAGCAGAAGAUAUAUACGUGAAUAUUUUAGGGUGAGAGUUUUUGAAGCAAGGUUAUGCAACACAAUUCAAUUAUGGAGGUUGUUUCUGGAAUGCAGGUUUCGAUUGCUUUCAGGAGGCCAUACUUGUGAAUAUAACUCUACUGAUCUGUACAUAAUUAGGAUGUAUGCCCAUUAUAAGCUCAUGUCUCAAGGCCCUUUUUGCUGUCCGUAUUACCUCUAUUGUACCUGAAAUGUUUUAUAUUCAUUGUAGAGUAACUAGCUUAUUCUCCCUCAAGUGUGGGAAUGUUUUGUAUUUAACUGAACAGGUGACAAUUACACAGAGAAUGUAAGUCCUUUUAGUAAUAAGAUCCAACAUCCAAAAAAUGGGCCAGCGUAUAGGAUUCUGACUAUGGGACUUCAGUAAUGUAAUCUCUGGGUCUUUUCUCUUUCCAAAAGUAAAUAAUUGUUGCAUUAAACAAUACUUACCUUUC